AUGUUGAAAGAUGGAACGAAUAUGAUAAAAAAAUCGUCAGGAAGUGGUGAAAUGUUUGCAGAAGAAACCAUGGAAGCGAUGAAAGUAAUUUGCUGGAGAUGCAAUCACCUCGUUGUUAGACGUAAUAACGGAAGCGGUGGAGGUGGCCGUGGAAGCAAUCACGAAGAAAAUGUAAAUCUUGAUAUGCAUUUAAGGCGACAAUAUAAGUCCAAUCUGGGAUUUUAUAAAAGAAAUUUAAUUAAACCUCUAGAUAGUUUUAAUUAUGCUUUCGAUGUCUGCACUAAUGACUACAUUGCAUCUUUAUACCAAAAACGAGCAACGGUGGAACAGCUCUGUUCCGGUGAUACUCGCAAUACUUACUUGGCACUUUCUUCUGCUGCAAAAAAAGACAUUACUAAAAUUGAAAUCUACAGUUUGCAAUCAAAUGAACUUCGGCCAACAAUUUCU
Molecule: messenger RNA, 447 nt
Organism: Entrophospora candida
Lineage: Eukaryota; Fungi; Glomeromycota; Glomeromycetes; Entrophosporales; Entrophosporaceae
Source: the annotation of a GenBank genome assembly